Messenger RNA from Eufriesea mexicana, 735 nucleotides. RefSeq lists its product as uncharacterized. The transcript is spliced from 3 exons. NCBI's taxonomy places the organism in Eukaryota, Metazoa, Arthropoda, Insecta, Hymenoptera, Apidae. The record is from RefSeq and is a predicted model, not a curated record. Bases 121 to 696 code for a protein of 191 amino acids.
CUCAAAGAAACAUGGUGAACUACAUAGUGUAAUCAGAAUCUUUAGUUAAUAUCUUCAUUUAUUAAAGAUUAUUUGAUUAUUUUUAUCCUAAAAAAAGAGGUGUAGUAUCAUACAUACAGAAUGAAGUGGAUAUUUUUUGGUGUCACAUUAAUAAUAUGGUGUUAUAUAAUAUCUUGUCAGGAUAUUGUAUUUCCAACUGAAGAAGAAACGUCUCACGUAAGCGGCAACAAUGCGACGAUAACAGAACGUAUACCAGUAUAUUCACCAGAUACAUGUCCUGAAAAUAUGCUUCUUUAUCCUGGAGAUGGAAAUAUAAGUACAUGGAUAUGUGAUUGUAGACCUACAUUUUUAUAUUUUCCAUUGAAUAACAGUUGUCAUGAAGCAUAUAGGCAAGGACCAUGUACACCACAGAAUUAUGUUGUACUUCCCAAGAAUGAAGUUGUACCAAAAUGUGUAAAAAAUCCUUGUCUAGAGGAUGGAUUAGUACCAUAUAAUAACACAUGUUAUCGUCUAAAAACUAUAGAUAGUCCUUGUAAUCCAGAUGGAAUUAUAGCAGUGAAUGAAACUACAUUUGAAUUAGAAUGUGUACCAACAGACAUUGCACCAUUCAUAAUAAUUCAAGCACCUAAAAGGCAAUGUCCUGCAGGAAGUCGCAGAAAUUCUCUUGGAAUAUGCAGAGAAACAGUUGGAAUAUGAAGUAAUAUAUUCCAGUCCAUCAAAUGUUUGUUUUUUAUA